Molecule: messenger RNA, 1180 nt
Organism: Mangifera indica (mango)
Lineage: Eukaryota; Viridiplantae; Streptophyta; Magnoliopsida; Sapindales; Anacardiaceae
Exons: 6
Coding region: 537-881 (114 amino acids)
Source: RefSeq, a predicted model, not a curated record
UAAAUCAAAUGCACGUCAUCAACAAGGAAGUAAAACGGAAAACUGGAAAACUGGAAAGCUAGAAACUGAACUCAGAAGCUUGAAUAGAAAGCCGGCAAAACAUGAAUCGAAAACGCAUACAAAAAAAGCAAUCUUUUGGUUGCAUCACAUCUUAAAAUCUUAUUUCGAUAUUACAAUCUUACUACAGAAAUCAUCUUUAGCUUCAGCUUAAAUUGGAAUAUAUUACCAUAGAUAAAUAAAUAGUGAGGUGUUUGUUGUUAUUGCAAAGUAUGAUGGAAUGUUGUGGAGUCUAUUUGUAACUGAAUUGGUGGAAGAAGAGGAAAAUGAAGGUUAUUUUUUGGAUUUUGGAGGGUGAAAAAUGGUUGUUUAAUUUGUUCUCUGAAUGAUGUUCGAGAUGUUGAAGGAGGAAUGUGGUUUUUGUGAAGUCUUUCUACAUUUGAAGUGGCCACAUCCUUUCAGUGGUCCUUGAGGGAUCUUGCAAAAAGGAACACUUGUUAUCAUUCAUUGUGUCCUUGCAGAAGGGAUGGUCUUUCAGUAUGGAGCGAAAUGAGGUGAAGGCUGGCAGUUCCCAUUUAAAUGAGAAGCAACCAAUAGACAGUUCCACAUCUUCUAAAGGAGUUAAUAAGCCUAAGGAAGAAGUUGUGACCACAUCUGUAUUUGUAAAUCAUGCAGCGGAAAUUUCUUGGCAUGAGAGUCGAAGAAAGUGGGUAGGGGAUCAGUCUCAACAACAACAAAAAGUGGCCAAGGACCCAAUUAUAAGCUGGUCGACAACAUAUGAAGAGCUUCUCUGUAAUAAUCAACCUUUUCCUGAGCCAAUCCCUUUGCCGGAAAUGGUUGACUUCUUGGUUGAUAUUUGGCAUGAUCAAGGGCUGUUUGAUUAGUUAAAUGUUAACAACAAUCUAGUAUUGAGAUAAAGAAGGAUAGAGGAGUACUGAACAUUUCGGGUGCAGUAUAUUUCGAAGCUGAUUCUUCCAUACACAUCAAUAUGGUAGUGAUUUGUCAGGAUUGUUUGUUCCUUUCUUCCCAUUUUUUCCUGUUGAAGUUACUAAAUUGGAAUUUUGGCAGUAACUUUCAUACGAAAUUGUUGUAUCAAAUUCAUUGUAAUUGAGACAUAUGGGGAUAAAUAUGGUCUUACUUUUUCUAUGCAUUGAGAAAUAAUGAUACAUAAGGGUUUAAUCAA